AGCCAGCCACCCGCAAUUACGCGGAUCCUGGGCCUUGGUGAAGGUUGUGCGCGUCGCUAUUGAGCGCAUUAACUUAAUUUGAACAGCAAUGGCGGAUGAUGCGUCCGAAGAAGAUCCUUUGUCGUAUUCGCCACAUUUCCGGGGCAAGGUUUACAACCUGCCAGGACGCUGGGCAACGGAGGAUCGCAUGUUCGAGGACGCCCACGGACGAACCACCACCAUUCACACUGGGCUCAUGCGGCCAGCAGGCAGCGUGGGUCUCAACGGCUGGGCUAACGCGACAGGCUCCUGCAGCAGGCAUGCAACCUACCCUGGCUCUGUCCACCGGCCCCCUUCAGGCACUGGCGGUGUGAUGCGCCACAGCAACUACCGGACACCGGGCUUAACUACCACAAGUCACGAAGCCGAGAGCGCUUUCCCCAAGAUGCUGUUCCGAGUUUUUCGUAUGGCGGCUGGGUUGGUUGGGUCCUUGAGGACGGUGCCCUUGCUGUGGGCUGAUGGGUAUCGGAACUGGAGGGUCCAUCUCAGACUCCUGGAACUGUCGGUGAUGUUUAAUGUGUUACCGAGCCUCAUUCGGCAGGGGUGCUUGGACGCCCAGCGGACUGCUCCGGGCCCCCUGUGGAGGCUCUUUGUGGAGGCAGGGCUGUCUCCGCGCUUUGGAACACACUCACUGCACUCUGAAGGUGUGACCGCUGCCGUUAACAACCGUGCGGAUUGCAGCUUGGUGCAGCAGCUGGGUGCUGGAAGAGUGCGGAGGUUUCGAGAGCAUAAUGGUGAAGACAGCACCGCGGCUGGGGCAUGGGUCGGUAUCGUACUAAUUGUCCUUUAUUAUGGGUUUAAGUUUGGAGUACCCGUAUCGGGCAACCCCGGGGGUUGCCACAAUGCAGCGGUCCCUGGUUUGUCCUUGCUGGUUUCGGGUGGGUCGCCCGCGUGGCUCUUGUCGGGGCGCUUGAGGUUGCAGAUUCGUUAACGGUGCAACACAGGUAACUGUCAUUACUAUCGGCCACUAAUGCAACUUUCACAAUGGGUUGGUGUUGGGAGGGGGUUUCGCAACGGGUUGCUUUGCUACGGAGUUGUGCUUGCGGUUGGCGGCUUAGCUACUGUAACGCACCACGGCAGG
Volvox carteri f. nagariensis is the source of this 1120-nucleotide messenger RNA. RefSeq lists its product as uncharacterized. The coding region runs from base 89 to 970 and encodes 293 amino acids. The transcript is spliced from 6 exons. The record is from RefSeq and is a predicted model, not a curated record. NCBI's taxonomy places the organism in Eukaryota, Viridiplantae, Chlorophyta, Chlorophyceae, Chlamydomonadales, Volvocaceae.